Messenger RNA from Mauremys mutica (yellowpond turtle), 1503 nucleotides. Its product is annotated as U6 snRNA-associated Sm-like protein LSm2. Gene Ontology annotation, molecular function: RNA binding. Gene Ontology annotation, cellular component: precatalytic spliceosome; U4/U6 x U5 tri-snRNP complex; catalytic step 2 spliceosome. Gene Ontology annotation, biological process: mRNA splicing, via spliceosome. The record is from RefSeq and is a predicted model, not a curated record. NCBI's taxonomy places the organism in Eukaryota, Metazoa, Chordata, Testudines, Geoemydidae. The transcript has 5 exons. The coding region runs from base 149 to 436 and encodes 95 amino acids.
CCUGGGUCACGUGACGAGGGAGCGGCCCCGCCCAUCCGCCGGAGUCCGCGCCGGAACGAAGCCAGUCCCAGUGCGCCUGCGCGGCCCGGGCCCGCUCGCUGCUGCCGGGCUCAAGCUGCCCCACGCGGCUCGCGCCGCCGCCGCCGGGAUGCUUUUCUAUUCGUUCUUCAAAUCCCUGGUGGGGAAGGACGUGGUGGUGGAGUUAAAAAAUGAUCUGAGUAUCUGUGGGACCCUCCAUUCUGUGGAUCAGUACUUGAACAUCAAGCUGACCGACAUCAGCGUGACGGACCCGGAGAAGUACCCCCACAUGCUGUCGGUGAAGAACUGCUUUAUCCGCGGCUCCGUGGUGCGCUACGUGCAGCUGCCGGCGGACGAGGUGGACACGCAGCUGCUGCAGGACGCCGCGCGCAAGGAGGCGCUGCAGCAGAAGCAGUGACCCCCCCAUGUUCCCCCCUCCCUCCCUGCUGCAGGGGGUGCAGGGCGGAGACCUGCCCCACCCGGCUGCUUCCCGCCAGCCGUAAAAUCCCCCCUGCUUGGCAGCUCCUGCCACUACACCGAUGCUCCCGGACGCCUGGGUCCGUGGCUGCUCCCCCUCCUGGCUGGGAGCAGGAGCUGAGCCGCUGUCCAGGAGCCCGGACACCUGGGUUCCUCCUUUUCACCCUGCCGUCCCAGGCCCCGGAGGCCUGAGUUUCUCUCUGCAAGCCCAGGCCUCGGACUCCUGGGUUCAUCUCCACUUGUGCUUGGGAGGGAACAGGAAGAGCAGAGGGGAACCCAGGCAUCCGGGGCCCUGCAUGGGGGCUCAGCUUCUACUCAAGAGAAUUGGGUGGGGGCUGUGCCCUUUCUAGGGGCCCGGACGCCUGGAUUCAACUCCCCUGCCCCCCAAUAUGCCCAGAUCUAGGACACCUGAGUUCUGUGUGCUCCCUGAGCUGCAUAUCUCCUGUGGGAUGAAUAUCAGGGUGGUUCCUAGGCUUGUCGUGUCCCCCGCCAUUGGGGGGGAAAGAUUAUGGGGGUCCCCUUAGUUCUGGUUUGAGUCUCCCCAGCCCCCCUCUUUCACCUCCGGGGCCAUGGCCAGUUAAGCCUCUUUUUUUUUUUUUUUUUAAACUCUAAUUUCUCCCUGUUCUUUAAGGGGGGUGUUUAGUUCCCCCCCACAUCUUUGGAGGGGCAGGGACUGCGCUCCUGGGGUGCCGUUAACCCCAGCUGGCGAAAUCCUGGAAGAGUUGUGGGGUGUUUGAAUUUCCCGGGGGGAUUGGGGUUUUUUUAGGGUUUGGGCCGAGGGGGAUGAAGGUUUUUUGUAUGUUUGAUUCAUGGCUUGAAGUCUCGGGCGGAAUAAAAGUUUUUGGAGCCUGGUUACAAACUUUUGUUGUUGUUUAUGGUAGGGUCUACGGUCUGCUCCAGCCCAGCGCCCUCUCUUGGCCCAGACGCCCAGGUUCAUCUCCGCGCCUCCCCCCAUCCCCCCCCAUUAUAGAUGCUGAGCUGCCGUGCAGGCUCCUGGACACUUGGGCU